Messenger RNA from Parnassius mnemosyne (clouded apollo), 2280 nucleotides. Lineage: Eukaryota; Metazoa; Arthropoda; Insecta; Lepidoptera; Papilionidae. The record is from the annotation of a GenBank genome assembly.
AGGUUUGACACUUUACAUUCACUGAUUUCUUUUUCUUACAAUUUGCGAUUAUGCGAUACUUACGUGGACAAGUGCAGUGGUAAUAAAGUAUAAAGUUUCUAAGUCACAAAAGGCUGCAAAAUGGUUACAAAUUUUUUGAUACCGGUCUUAGUAAUUGCUUUAUUUAGCGGCGCGCAAGCCCAAAGCUGCCAAAAUCCUCAGGUUGAAGCAACUUCAAUCACAAGUUUGGAUGCAACGAUAGUCACACAAAUAGCUUAUAUUACAGAAUUUACACUGAAAUGUGAUAAUCCUUUUCCUGCAAACUACGCGUUGUAUGCUGAGGUGGAUGGAAAACCAUUGACAGCUGCGCGCAUUGGUGAAAAUAGAUACCAGAGUCCUUGCAGCCGUGAACACAAUACUUUUUACUAGAAAUAUUGAGGAGAUGAAGAGUCCCUGUCUCUAAAACAACACUCAAAAUAUAAGAAUCUUUGUCUCAAACUCUCAUAAACGCAAUAAUUUGAAUUGUCUGUAUGUCAGAUUGGAGGAAUUUGCACUCAACUCAAUGCGACCAUUUUAAAAAUGUUGUCAAAUAGGUUGUUGAAUCUCCUAACCACAUAGCGUUUUAAUUUUAUCUUCUUACAUCAACAGAGGCGACAUCUUGUGCCAACAGAUGGAUCUAGUACAUUAUAAUACGACAAAAUCUAAAAACUACGUUUGAUAGACUUUGAUAGAGUUCUUUUGGUUCAUCUAAAUUUAGUAUAAUAAUAAUUGCGUUUUUCAAGCAUUAAUGUACCUACUAAAGCCCGGUACACAUGCAGCGACUUUAAUCGACGGUGACUCGCUAGCGACUUAUGACUUUUGUGUCUAUAUUAUAGCGAUUUAUCAGUAUUCGUUUCGCAGUAGAAGGCAGUAGACGCAAAGAGUAUAAUAAUAUAUAGGGGAAAGUAGAUGUGUAUACCGGUGUCUGUUAUUCACCUUUUUAUUUGUGAACGUUUCUUUGUAAUGUCCGAAGAAAGGCGUCGAAUGUUACUAGCGCCAGCAGCCGUUUGCAUAUAUGACAAAGAGAGAGAAAAGAAAAAUAGAAGAUGUUGGGCGAAAAAAUGGUUACUUCAAAGACCAAGAUAUUCGCAUAUAAAUUUAAUGGCCGAGCUAGCACUACAAGAACCGAACGAUUUUAGAAACUAUUUACGAAUGGACUCUUGUACAUAUCAACAGUUGUUGUCUCUGUUGGAGCCAAUGCUAACAAAACAAGAUACGUGCAUGAGAAAAGCGAUAACAGCUCACGAUUAUCAGCUACAUUGCGAUUUCUAGCAACCGGACGAUCUUAUGAGGAUUUACAAUACAGCGUUGCAAUAUCUAAGCAAUCUCUAAGCAAGAUAAUUCCAGAAACAUGUGAUGCGAUCAUAGCUACAUUGCAAGAAGAAUAUUUAAAGUUUCCUGAAACUGAAGAAGAAUGGUUAAACAUAGCAAAAACAUUUGAAGAAAGGUGGCAGUUUCCUCAUUGCUUAGGAGCUAUAGACGGGAAACAUGUAAAAAUUGUGCCCCCAGCAAAUAGUGGAUCAUACUACUUUAACUAUAAAAAAGAUUUCAGCGUUGUUUUAUUAGCAAUAGCAAAUGCAAAUUACGAAUUUAUAAUGGUAGAUAUAGGAAUUAAUGACCGAAUAUCUGAUGGUGGAGUUAUUAAUAGAAGUAUAUUUUAUGAGAAACUAAACACAGGAUCCUUAAAUAUUCCUAGGGUAGCAAGGAUAAUGAAUAGUGAAACUGUUUUGCCAUACGUCUUCGUGGGGGAUGAUGCAUUUUCUUUACGCCCAGAUUUGAUGAAACCUUACCCAGGUCCAUACUUAAGUCCUCAACAAAGAAUAUUCAAUUAUAGACUAUCAAGAGCCCGUCGUAUUAUUGAAAACGUUUUUGGUAUUUUAGUCAAUCGAUUCCGAAUAUUCAAAACUUCAAUCAAUUUAGAUGUGAAAACCAUUGACAAAAUAGUAAUGGCAGCAUGUAUAUUGCAUAACUUUUUACGUCGAAAUUGUAAUCAAUAUAUCCGAGUGGGUGUGGAUAUUGAAAAUUUAGAAGAUGGCAACAUAAGCACAGGUUACAGAGCCAACAACGAAUUGUUAGAUUUACAAAUAACGAAUCAAGGUCAAAGUCAAACCAUGGCUAGAUAUGUUCGAGAUCAAUAUAUGCAAUAUUUCAAUAAUGAGGGUAGUGUUUUGUGGCAAAACCGUUUCACUAAUUUAAAUACCUUUACAUAAUGUUAUUUGAUAACAAUAUGAAUAAACAAAUAUAGUAUACGAGUCCUAAAGC